AUGGGGGCUGAUGGCGGGAAGCGGGUGGAGCUGCCCGGCUCGGCCGUGACCUCACAGCCCCUGGCCCAGCUCAGCCCUGACGUCAGGCCCUGCUCCCGCCCCCGCCUGCGCUGGUCUUCAAAGGAUCCCCCAGCUCUCCGGGCACAGGGCACAGAGAGACUGGGACGGGAGCGGAGGGAGAGAGCCGGCGGACCCGCAGCCAUGAGACAGGACGUCCCCAAGCCCAGCCCUGCAGCGCGCCACUGCUCUGGCCUGGUCCGGCGGGUGCUGACCAUCGCCUUCGCGCUGCUCAUCCUGGGCCUCAUGACCUGGGCCUACGCCGCAGGCGUGCCGCUGGCCUCCGAUCGCUAUGGCCUCCUGGCCUUGGGCCUCGCCGGGGCCUUCCUGUCGGCGGACCUGGUGGCGCAGAGCCUCUUCGCGUACCUGCAGCACCGGCGGGGCGCGGGCGCCGAGGACCCCUGGCGGCUGGUGGUGGAGGCGCUGGUGAGGCCGCGCAGGUGCGUGUGUGGCUCAGCGCUGGGGCUGCAAGCGCCAGGUCGUGUACGCCGCCUUCAAGGCGCUGGGCGCCGCCUUUGGAGAGAGAAAAACUCCCAGGCAUUUGGUAACCAGAGUACAGAAGUGUUCAGAGUAUUGUGUGUUUUGUAA
Equus quagga is the source of this 645-nucleotide messenger RNA. RefSeq lists its product as uncharacterized. The transcript has 2 exons. The record is from RefSeq and is a predicted model, not a curated record. Bases 1 to 645 code for a protein of 214 amino acids. Gene Ontology annotation, molecular function: hyaluronan synthase activity. NCBI's taxonomy places the organism in Eukaryota, Metazoa, Chordata, Mammalia, Perissodactyla, Equidae. Gene Ontology annotation, biological process: hyaluronan biosynthetic process; extracellular matrix assembly.